Colius striatus (speckled mousebird) is the source of this 1594-nucleotide messenger RNA. RefSeq names its product proteasome 26S subunit, non-ATPase 8 (gene PSMD8). Bases 24 to 863 code for a protein of 279 amino acids. The transcript is spliced from 7 exons. NCBI's taxonomy places the organism in Eukaryota, Metazoa, Chordata, Aves, Coliiformes, Coliidae. The record is from RefSeq and is a predicted model, not a curated record. Gene Ontology annotation, cellular component: proteasome regulatory particle; nucleus; proteasome regulatory particle, lid subcomplex. Gene Ontology annotation, biological process: proteasome-mediated ubiquitin-dependent protein catabolic process.
GUCGUGCGGAGGCGGCGGCGGCCAUGGCGGCGGCGGCGCUGGUGGUGAACGGGGCGGACGGCGGCGCGGGGCUGAAGGCGGCGGCCGGGAUGUACGAGCAGCUCAAGGGCGAGUGGAGCCGCAAGAGCCCCAACCUCAGCAAGUGCGGCGAGGCGCUGGGACGCCUCAAGAUCGCUCUGCUCGACCUCAACUUCUUACCCACCACGGGCACCAAACUCACCAAGGCACAGCUCAUCCUGGCCCGGGACAUCCUGGAGAUCGGGGCUCAGUGGAGCAUCCUGAAGAAGGACAUCCCGUCCUUCGAGCGCUACAUGGCCCAGCUCAAGUGCUACUACUUCGACUACAAGGAGGAGCUGCCCGAAUCCGCUUACAAGCACCAGCUGCUGGGGCUGAACCUGCUGUUCCUGCUGUCCCAGAACCGCGUGGCCGAGUUCCACACGGAGCUGGAGCGGCUGCCGGCCAAGGACAUCCAGAGCAACGUCUACAUCAAGCACCCCGUGUCCCUCGAGCAGUACCUGAUGGAAGGCAGCUACAACAAGGUGUUUCUGGCCAAAGGGAACAUCCCAGCCGAGAGUUACACCUUCUUCAUCGACAUCCUGCUCGAUACCAUCCGGGACGAGAUCGCCGGCUGCCUGGAGAAGGCCUACGAGCAGAUCCUGUUCCCCGAGGCCACUCGCGUCCUCUUCUUCCCCUCGCCCAAGAAAAUGGCCGACUACGCCAAGAAGAGGGGCUGGGUGCUGGGUCCCAACAACUGCUACGGCUUCAGCCGGCGGCAGCAGCGGCCCGAGGAGGCUCCGAUCCCGGCGCCGGAGCUGGCGGCGCAGGUCAUCGAGUACGCGCGGCACCUCGAGAUGAUCGUCUGAGGGGCCCCAGACACACUCAUCUUCCUUCCUUCCUCCAUUUUCCCCCUUUUCCUCCUUUUUUCUCCAUUUUUCGCUCUUCCCGCCCUUUUUUUCCCGCCUUUUCUUCUCUGAGGGGAAAAGGGGGACACGGGGGGUGGUGGGCACACACUGUGGUCAUCUGAGGGGCCACAGACACACACAUCAUCCUUUCUUCCUCCAUUUUCCCUUUUUUUCCCCUUUUUCCUCUUUUUUUGUCCAUUUUUCGCUCUUCCCGCCCUUUUUUUUUCCCGCCUUUUCUUCUCUGAGGGGAAAACGGGGUCACAGGGGGUGGUGGGCACCCAGCAUGGUCAUCUGAGGGGCCACAGACGCACACAUCUCCCUUUUUCCUUCUUUUUCUCCCUUUUCCUCUUUUUUCCUCCAUUUUCUGCUUUCCCCGCCCUUUUUUCCCCGCCCUUUUUUCCCCGCCCUUUUUUCCCGCCCUUUUUUUCCCGCCCUUCUCUUCCCCGAGGGGAAGGGGGGCCGGGGGGGUCUGUGGGACCCCACCACGGACAUCUGAGGGGCCACAGACACACACACACCCCCUUCCCCCCCACAUUUGCCCCUUUUUCUGGCCUUUUCCUCCUCUUUCCCCUGUUUCCGUCUGUUCCUGCUCUUCGGGGCUCGGCCCUGUGUCGGUGCCGGGGGCUCUGGGGCUCGGUGCCCCCUGUGGGGAGGGGCUGUGGCGGGUUCAAUAAAGCCUGUGGCUUCUGCCA